AAACUUUUGCUAGCAACUUACAGGCUAAGGUACACACUAACAGAUCAAUGUCAUGGACCUAGUAGCAGGUACUGCUAAAAGAGCAAGCAGCGAUAACAGGAAGAAACGAACGUGGUCUGGCGACAGUGAAACGCACACACACCACUAUAAGCGAAUACGCCAAACAACAACGGUACCGGUGUUGCAAGCCAUCAUCCAGGACAUCGGCCAAACCUCAAAUGAAGUUAUCAGUCUCCAGCACCCUUGCAUGUGCGCUGCAGCAACAGUAGCCAGCAUACAGCAGAAAGCACUCGAAUUAGCUAAAAAGAGGACGAGUACAGAGUUUGCCAGCAGUAUGAACGACCGCAUUGAACUGUUUUGUUUCCUCUCUUGUGUUGUUGUCCUGCGAGACCUCAACCCUGAUGCGAGCCAUACUUUAACACAAGUUGUGUGCGAAACUCUAUCCCUACAAAGAGACUACGCAAAUCGUGUUCUAGCAGGUGUAUUAUGGUUGCAUCAAAACCUCAUACGAAGACUACUAGAGCUAGAUUGGAACCUUGCGGAGGCUACAACUAUUGUAGCACGAUAUGCGCCUGCAACCCAUUCCAAGCUUCGACAUAUAAAGAGCUCCAAACAGAUCAAGGUGCCUUGAUUUCGAGAUUCCAAGAGAUAAAGAGUUCACCGUACAUUGCCUCCUUAUCAAGAUGGUCUGUCCCUAACCAGAUGAUGAAAUCAGACGCUACUCUAAGAGACUCUGCCAGUCGCUUGGUUACUUGGACUCAACGCAAGCAAGC
This is a messenger RNA of Didymella exigua CBS 183.55, 773 nucleotides long. RefSeq lists its product as uncharacterized. NCBI's taxonomy places the organism in Eukaryota, Fungi, Ascomycota, Dothideomycetes, Pleosporales, Didymellaceae. The transcript is spliced from 3 exons. The record is from RefSeq and is a predicted model, not a curated record. Bases 53 to 631 code for a protein of 192 amino acids.